CCCCGAGCUCCCCCCCUCUUCGCGUCCGCCUCCGUAUCGAUCUUGCGUCGCCAACCCUAAUCCUACUCCACAGAUCUGUUCGCCGCAGUUGAUCUCCCUGCCAAAUCGCGCCAUUCCUCGAGAAUCCCCAUCGCUGUUCGAGAUCUUACCUCUAGGCUUGGCGUGUGGGGAUCCUUUGUUCUUCGUCGCUUGGUGCGGUUGGUUUGGUUUCUGGGUCGAAGUCGAUACUGUAGGGUGGAGGCGUCUGAGUUCUUCUGGCGCAUCCUAGAUGAAGAAGCGGAGAGGGAUCGAAGUCUCUGCAGCGGAAAAGGUUGAUGGGUUGAAUAAGGAUAUGAAACGGAGGUUGAUUAUGAGCGAUUCGGAGUGUAACUUGGAUGAUUGCCUCGCUUCUUUGCGGAGGGCGGAUCGUGGAGUUAGUCGAAAUGGGGACAACUCCAUCUGCGGCGAAGACAAUGAGGCGGAGAUGAAAGAAGAGGAGGAGAAUGCGGAUGUAGAUAAGAAAGAAAAGGUUUUGAAGUCUUAUGAAGGAACUCAAACUGAUGAGGUCGCAGUUUCUUGUAAGAAAGAAGUGUUAGAGACAGAGCUCGAGAGGAAGUGCCGAAUAGAGUCAUCUCGUGCUGAAGUCCAAUCAGAAAAGUCAAAAUUGGAUUCUUCGGAACAAGGAGGAAAGAAGAAAUUUCUGUCUGGCGGGAAUAUGUCUAAAACUGUUAUUUCAGAUGGUGUGGAUGAAAAAGAGGAGAUGAAUGUGCACAAAGAAGGAAGUUCCAAAUCCUCAGUCCCUGCAAAGAGGAAGAGGGGUCGAGUAAUGGAGAACCAAACACUGACAAAUUUACAAAAAACUGGGAAGACGGAAACUGAAAAGAACAAGCUGAUAGAAUCACCAGAUAAGCAGAAACUUGAGGCGAAGGAUAACAGUAGCUGUGUCACCGGAGACAGGGCAGAAGACAUUGGUGUUUCACGACCCAAGGAUGAUAUUCUGAGGAUGCAAGGGAAAUCUGGCGUCUUGCGAGUACUACCUAGUAAUAAGAAGGUUGAUGGGCUUGAGAACCAUUCUAAAAGGAAUUAUGAAGAGGUCUCAAAGGCCAUAAGCUCUCGUGGUGUAGCUACCCGUGCCGCACUGAAGCAACAAUCCCUGUCUCCCUUUGAAAGAGUUGAUGAAAAUUCAAGCUUAGGUGCCUCGCCGAGCAAAAAUGAAUUGAGAAAGUCAAAAAAGGACAGUCUCAAGAAAAGUGCAAACAGACGUGAAACACUGCAGAAGAAUGUUUUUCAUAAAACAAGAAAAAAGAAAGCACAUAUUUCAAAGGGUAAGACUGGUCUGAGAACAAAGAGCAACUCCAGUGCAGAAAGUGUUGUUAAGGCAAAACAAGUAUCAGAGAGUGCAAACGUAUCUCGCAGAACUGAAAAACAAAAACUUAGAGAUCAGUUAAAAGAUAUACUUCUUAAUGCUGGUUGGACAAUAGAUCUGAGGCCAAGAAGAGGCAGGAACUAUGAGGAUUCUGUUUACAUACCUCCUGAAGGUCAUGGUGGUUAUUGGUCAAUCACAAAGGCUUAUGCAGUGUAUCAGGAACGUCUAAAGAGAACAAACAAAUCGGAGGGUAAGAUUUCUUCUGGAAGGAACUGCAGAACACCUUCUGUGAGCGACCCUAUCAUACCCUUGGAGUCACUUGAUUUACUGAAAAGAGUUGUUGUUAACAAGAGAAGAAGAAGGAUAGAAGAGUCUGAAGAAUCCCCAAAGUAUAAAGGGAAGAAAGUAAAGAAAAAAUCUGACAAGAGACAUCCUAGAGAUCAAGCUACUAAGGGUAAGUUGACUUCAGACUCAAAGUUUUCUGUCGGUUCCACAUCUUAUAAGAAUCAUCACAACGGAAGAAGCAGACAGAGAGGAUGCACCCUAUUGGCCCGUGGUAUUAACCAUAAGUCAGAAGCUGAUGACGCAGAUUAUGUCACUUACAGGCAUAAAAGGACAGUUCUUUCAUGGAUGAUAGAUGUGGGUGUAUUGCCCAUAAAUGGAAAAGUGAAGUAUAUGAACCAGCGAAUGACUAAAACAAAGUUGGAAGGCUGGAUAACUAGAGACGGCAUUAACUGUAGCUGCUGUGGUAAAAUCCUUUCUCUAUCAAACUUCGGUCUUCAUGCUGGUAACAAACUUAUACAUCCAUCACAAAAUAUAUUUUUGGAGGAUGGAGAAAUUUCCCUGUUGAAAUGCCAGCUUGAGGCAUGGAAAAAACAGGGUGAAUCUGAACGGCAAGGAUUCUACAAUAUUGAUGUCAAUGGUGAUGACCCUAAUGAUGAUACCUGUGGUAUCUGUGGCGAUGGUGGCCCCUUAAUCUGUUGUGAUGGUUGUCCUUCGACCUUUCAUCUGGCUUGCUUGGGCAUCGAGAAGCCUCCUCCUGGAGAUUGGCACUGUACCAACUGCUGCUGCAGGUUCUGUGGGCAGAUCUCUACUGAUCCUAGUAGUGCAAGCUAUGAAACAGUUUCCUUAUUGCUUUCUUGUCACCAGUGUGAGGCAAAAUACCAUGAAGAUUGCAUUCCUGAGACAGAAUAUAUAUCUGCCACUUCCAAGAGUACUGCCAUUUCUUUUUGUUCCUCAAGUUGUAGAAAGGUUUUCCGAGGACUAAAGAAGAUUCUUGGGAUGAAGAAUGAUAUUGAAUCAGGAUUCUCAUGGACUGUUGUCAGGCGUUUUGAUGAGGAUUCUUCUAAAUCUCCAUUACAGUUCCAUCAAACGGCUGAAUCCAACUCAAAGAUUGCUGUCGCCCUUGCAGUUAUGGAUGAGUGUUUUCUGCCUAUUGUUGACCGGAGAAGUGGCAUUAACCUUAUUCAUAAUGUUGUGUAUAAUUGUGGAUCAAAUUUCAGUCGGCUGAAUUACAGCGGUUUCUACACUUUUAUUUUGGAGCAUGGGGAUGAAAUUAUCUCUGUGGCAUCUAUCAGAAUUCACGGAACCAGACUGGCAGAAAUGCCUUUCAUUGGGACAAGAAACAUGUAUAGACGUCAAGGGAUGUGCCGUCGGCUACUUAGUGGAAUUGAAUCAGUUCUCUCUUCCCUUAAUAUUGAAAAGCUGGUCAUACCUGCAAUUUCUGAAUUAAAGGAAACAUGGACUAAUGUAUUUAGCUUUAAGCAGCUUGAGGUUUCUCAAGAAUUAGAAGUUAGGUCCAUAAACAUAUUGGUUUUUCCUGGUACUGGUUUACUACAGAAGCCACUGCUGGAAAAUCAUUCUUCUAAACAUGAUACGCCUGUUGAUGAAGUUGGAGUCAUUGAAUACGACAUCAAAGAUCAUCAAGAUAUAAAGUCAGCUCAUGAUUCUUCUGAGCUAAUUGCUGCUGAAGCCGAGCCCCAUAACUCUGCCCAGGCUGUUGGCCAUUGCGGAAAUGCUACCGAAGAUUCAUCUUUUAUUUCAGAUGAUUCUGCUGAUCCUAUUAACAAUGGCAAAUCUUCCCAGUAUUUGUCAGUAGAGACUGCUGGUGAUGCUUGCACAAACAUUUUAUCUAGAGGAGGUAAAACAAGUUUCCAUAGUGAAGAAAAAUCCGAAGUCGAUCUUACAACUGUUCAGACAACUGAGUUAAUUGGCAAUACUUCUGAUAUUAUUGAGAAUAAAAUUGUAGCUGUUGAUGCAGUAAAAGAUCAGCAAGAAUGUGACAUAGUUUCCAACUCCUAGUUGUUUUGGCCUUUUUGGUCUGCUCCAAUUUGAGGCCAGUGUACAUUUUGCUUUAAACAUGAAAGGAUCCUUACAGUCGUCCAAAAUAAUUCACCUCCACAGGAUGAGUACAGGAGUACAUUGAACAUCUUGUAUGACCCUUAUGGAAGUAAACCUAGCUGCUAAUUAAGAAUCAAUCCAGAGUGUAGAUUGAAUGAAAGCUGAAGUUGAUGCCAUUGACCAUAGCUCUCCUGUAAAUGAUAGAUUUUUUAUCUUCUGUUUUUGCAAUCGUCAGUAUAUCUAUGUUUUUCUGGUGCUGCAGAAGAAAAUAUGCUUCUUACCUGUUGUUGUUGUUAAGUGUUA
Messenger RNA from Zingiber officinale, 3988 nucleotides. RefSeq lists its product as uncharacterized. Gene Ontology annotation, biological process: negative regulation of DNA-templated transcription. NCBI's taxonomy places the organism in Eukaryota, Viridiplantae, Streptophyta, Magnoliopsida, Zingiberales, Zingiberaceae. Bases 269 to 3646 code for a protein of 1125 amino acids. Gene Ontology annotation, molecular function: transcription corepressor activity. The transcript is spliced from 9 exons. The record is from RefSeq and is a predicted model, not a curated record.